Messenger RNA from Chaetura pelagica (chimney swift), 1606 nucleotides. RefSeq names its product neuronal guanine nucleotide exchange factor (gene NGEF). Gene Ontology annotation, molecular function: protein binding; guanyl-nucleotide exchange factor activity. Gene Ontology annotation, biological process: activation of GTPase activity. The coding region runs from base 310 to 1593 and encodes 427 amino acids. The transcript is spliced from 12 exons. Lineage: Eukaryota; Metazoa; Chordata; Aves; Apodiformes; Apodidae. The record is from RefSeq and is a predicted model, not a curated record.
GCAGAGUCAUGGGGGCUUUGAGAACAGGUAGGGCUCUUGUACCAGGAAUAUCGAGAUAAAUCUACACGCCAGGAGAUUGAAACCAGAAGACUCCAGGAUUCACAGACUGACCCCAAGGAGAGUUCACCCAGUGAGGAAACCCCAUCUGAAGCAGAACCUUCAAGUACAAUUGAAAGCAAAGGUCCAUCACAAAUCAGCUUGCUGAGGAACUCCAACUCCAGGUUCAACUUAUGGCAGGAUCUCCCUGAGAUCCAGAGCAGUGGGAUCCUCAGCAUCCUCCAGCCAGAUGAGAUCAAACUGCAGGAGGCCAUGUUUGAGCUGGUUACUUCCGAAGCCUCCUAUUACAAGAGCCUCAAUCUGCUGGUGUCUCACUUCAUGGAGAACGAACGUCUGAAGAAGAUCCUACACCAGUCUGAGGCACACAUCCUCUUCUCCAAUGUCCUGGAUGUCAUGGCUGUCAGUGAGCGUUUUCUGUUGGAUCUGGAGCAGCGGGUGGAGGAGAAUAUUGUGAUCUCGGACAUAUGCGAUAUUGUUCACCAGCACACGGUCAACCACUUCUCUGUGUACAUCACCUAUGUCUCCAACCAGACCUACCAGGAGAGAGCCUACAAGCAGCUUCUCCAGGACAAGCCAGCUUUCCGGGAAGUGAUCUCUCAGCUGGAGCUGGAUCCCAAGUGCAAAGGCCUGUCGUUUUCUUCCUUUCUGAUUCUGCCAUUUCAAAGGAUCACUCGGCUCAAGCUGCUGGUACAGAAUAUUCUGAAGAAAGUGGAAGAGAAGUCUGACAGGGAGACCACUGCCCUGGAAGCACAUAAAGAACUGGAAACAGUGGUGAAGGCCUGUAAUGAAGGUGUCAGGAAGAUGAGCCGAACAGAGCAGAUGAUCAGCAUCCAGAAGAAACUAGAAUUCAAGAUCAAGUCUGUGCCCAUCAUCUCUCACUCCCGCUGGCUGCUGAAGCAGGGGGAAUUGCAGCAGAUGAAUGGUCCAAAGACAUCUCGGACACUUCGCACCAAGAAGCUCUUCAGAGAAAUCUACUUGUUCCUGUUCAAUGACCUGCUAGUACUUUGCCGGCAAAUCCCUGGGGACAAGUACCAAGUGUUCGACUCCGCUCCCCGCGGGCUUCUUCGAGUGGAGGAGUUGGAAGACCAGGGGCAAAGUUUGGCCAACGUCUUCAUCCUGAGGCUACUGGAGAACGCAGAUGAGCGGGAGGCCAGCUACAUGCUGAAGGCAUCAUCCCAGAGUGAAAUGAAGCGCUGGAUGAUUUCCCUGGCCCCGAACCGGAGAACCAAAUUUGUUUCAUUCACAUCCAGACUUGUCGACUGCCCACAGAUCCAGUGCGUCCACCCCUACGUGGCCCAGCAGCCAGAUGAGCUGUCCUUGGAGCUGGCUGAUGUCCUCAACAUCCUGGACAAGACAGAUGACGGCUGGAUAUUUGGGGAGCGUCUUCAUGACCAGGAGAGGGGCUGGUUCCCCAGUUCUAUGGGGGAGGAGAUCCUGAACCCCAAAAUCCGAGCCCAGAACUUGAAGGAGUGUUUCCGGGUGCACAAGUCGGACGACAGCCAGCGGAGGAAACUGGGCAGCAGGAACCGCCAGUGACCGCAGGUGUCCC